AUGGCGACGACUCUCCCCAUCAAGCCCCUGGACGGCGCCGGCGGCUACCUGCGGUGGAAGGAAUCUCUGCUCCUCCGCAUGCGCAUCCGCACCCUCAGCGUCGCCCACGUGGUUUUCGAGGCCCGUCCCGCCGGUGCCGGUGCCGGCGCCGGCGGCGAUAACGAUGAGGCCGCGGCCAAGAAGUGGGCGCGCGACGACGCGGUGUGCCGCGGCCACAUCCUCGCCACGCUCUCCGACUGCCUGCUGCCAGACUACGCCCUUUUUCGCCACGGCCGCGGAGCUGUGGCGUGA
Molecule: messenger RNA, 291 nt
Organism: Miscanthus lutarioriparius
Lineage: Eukaryota; Viridiplantae; Streptophyta; Magnoliopsida; Poales; Poaceae
Source: the annotation of a GenBank genome assembly